UUGCAGCUACAGUGUAUAAACGAGCCCAUAGUUUUGGGGAGCGUGCUAGAAUACUGACGAAAAAAGGGAGUUGGUCUCAUUGCAGGAGGGAGGAGUGCAAUAGCUCAGGCUCCUCAGUAAACAGAACGCCAGUCAGACAUGAGAUAAUGCAGGAGGUAGGAAUAGAGCAGCAUGGAGACUAGGGACAGAAGAUAUCUAAGAUGACAGCGUUGGGGGAUUGUUUAUUGUUAAAACACAAACACAGCAGGCAUGAGCAGAUGAUAAACGAAGCAUAUUCACUAUUCAGAAUAAUAAUAUAACAAAUAUCCCAGAUUGCAACCACGGUCCCGGUUUUCACUCGUGGUGUACUCUGAUAGUAAAGAAGAAUACAGCGAAUGUUUUUUUCACCUGGGACUCUGCUUCUUAUUAGAACGUUACUUUUUAUUAAAUAAGUUGCUGAAGGCUGCGUUCGGCGAUGUCUUUCACAGUCGUACCGGAGACAAGGAAGUUCACAAGGGGUCUCGGCAAACCGGGAACCGCGGCCGAGCUCCGGCAGAGCGUCUCUGAGGUUGUCAGGACGUCCGUGCUCAUAGCAAAACCGAAAGUAAUUGAGCCAAUAGACUACGAGAAUGUCCUUGUUCAGAGGAAGACCCAAAUCCUCAGUGAUUCCUUGCGGGACAUGCUUCAGUUUCCCCUUGAGGAUUUCUAUAUAUCGACGCUGAGACGCCAAGGCAGGACGCUGUAUUCUACGGUGCCUGAAAAUGCAGAGAAAGAAGCUCAGAGUCUCUUUGUGCAAGAGUGCAUCAAGACCUACAACUCUGACUGGCACGUUGUUCAUUAUAAAUAUGAAGAUUACUCUGGAGAUUUCCGACAGCUUCCAAAUAAGGUGACCAGACCAGAAAAACUGCCAGUCCAUUUGUUUGAGGUAGAUGAAGAUGUAGAUAAGGAUGAGGAUACAGCCUCUCUAGGCUCCCAGAAGGGUGGGGUAACAAAACAUGGAUGGCUUUACAAAGGCAACAUGAACAGCGCAAUCAGUGUGACCAUGAGGUCUUUCAAAAGAAGAUACUUUCACCUAACACAGCUUGGAGAUGGCUCCUACAACCUUAAUUUCUACAAAGAUGAAAAGCUGUCCAGAGAACCCAAAGGGUCAAUAUUCUUGGACUCGUGUAUGGGUGUUGUUCAGAGCAACAAAGUGCGUCGUUUUGCCUUUGAGCUGAAGAUGCAAGACAAGAGUAGUUAUCUGUUGGCAGCAGACAGCGAGCUUGAAAUGGAGGAAUGGAUUACAACAUUAAACAAAAUCCUGCAGAGCAAUUUCGAAGCUGCCAUGCAGGAGAAAAGAAAUGGAGACGCCCACGAUGAUGAUGAGCUCAGUAAAGCAGACAGUUCUUCAACUAGCUUGGACAGCUUUCUUCCAGACAUGGCCAAGGGUGCCAGAGAAACCGAAAUUAAAUCAAAAAGUGAAAGCAGAUUGAAGCUGUUUACUUUAGAUCCAGAUACACAGGCUUCUUUUCUGUUUCAGAAACUUGACUUCUCAGGGAUUGAACCAGAUGUAAAGCUUUUCGAAGAAAAAUUUGGGAAGCGUAUUUUGGUGAAGUGCAAUGAUUUGUCAUUUAACCUUCAAAGCUGUGUGGCUGAAAAUGAAGAAGGACCUACGACAAAUGUGCGUAUGAAACAACCAGUGGAACCCUUCUUUGUCACAUUGUCGCUGUUUGACAUCCAAAAAAGUUGCAAGAUCUCAGCAGACUUUCACGUUGAUCUAAACCACCCUUCUGUGAAACAGCUGAUAGCCAAUGCCUCCUCGCAGCAGACGAAUGGUGGAGGCGAGGCCAUAAUGGGGUCCCAGAGGAUGCCUAAUGGUCUUCCAGAGAGCAUGCUGCAGUACACCAAACAGGGAAUUUUCUCAGUGACUUGUCCCCACCCUGAUAUAUUCCUUGUGGCAAGAAUAGAGAAAGUACUUCAAGGGGGGAUCACACAUUGCGCCGAACCAUACAUGAAGAGUUCGGACUCUGCAAAGGCAGCUCAAAAAGUGCUUAAAAAUGCCAAAUUAGCUUGCAGCAGACUGGGGCAAUACAAGAUGCCAUUUGCAUGGGCUGCCAGGCCUUUAUUUAAAGAUGCACAAGGAACUCUGGAUAAGUCGGCCAGGUUUUCAGCAAUUUACAGACAGGACAGCAAUAAGCUAUCGAAUGAAGACUUGCUGAAGUUGCUGGCAGAUUUUAGAAAGCCAGAAAAGAUGUCCAAACUCCCUAUUAUUUUAGGAAAUCUAGAUGUCGCCAUCGACAACGUUGCACCAGAUUUAACAAAUUGUGUUACCUCAUCAUACAUUCCUGUCAAGCAGUUUGAGAACAAUGGCAAGACAAAUAUCCUGUUUGAAGUGGAGGAGUUUAUUCCAUGCAUACCAAAAUACUCCCAGCCUUUCACCAUUUACAACAAUCACCUCUAUGUUUACCCAAAGCAUUUGAAGUACGACAGCCAGAAAUCAUUUGCAAAGGCUAGAAACAUUGCCGUUUGCAUAGAGUUCAGAGAUUCUGAUGACGAAGAUGCACAACCUGUGAAGUGUAUUUAUGGAAGACCUGGAGGACCUAUGUUUACGAAAAAUGCUUUUGCUGCAGUUUUACAUCACCAGCAAAACCCAGAAUUUUACGAUGAGAUUAAAAUAGAGCUACCAACUCAGCUCAAUGAAAAGCACCAUUUGUUGUUCACAUUCUACCACGUCGCCUGCGACAGUACCAGCAAAGGAAGCACCAAAAAGAAAGAACAGAUUGAGACACAAGUGGGAUACGCUUGGCUUCCCCUACUGAAGGAUGGCAGAGUGAUCAUGAACGAGCAGCAGAUUCCUGUAUCAGCUAAUCUGCCAGCGGGCUACCUCAACUACCAGGAGAUAGGGAUGGGGAAGCAUUCCGGUCCUGAAAUCAUCAAAUGGGUUGAUGGAGGCAAGCCUUUGUUCAAGAUCGCAACACACCUUGUAUCCACAGUGUACACUCAGGACCAGCACCUGCACAAUUUUUUCCAGCACUGUCAGAUCGCAGAGUCUGCAGCUCAGGCUCCAGGAGGGGACCUGGUCAAAUAUCUUAAGAGUUUACAUGCAAUGGAGGGCCAUGUGAUGAUCAAAUUCUUGCCAACCGUUCUAAACCAGUUGUUUCGAGUCCUCACAAGGGCAACACAGGAAGAUGUGGCUGUUAACGUCACAAGAGUAAUUAUUCAUGUUGUCGCCCAGUGCCAUGAGGAAGGAUUAGAGCAUUAUUUACGGUCCUAUGUGAAGUAUGUUUUUAAGACAGAGCCCUACAGUGCUUCCACUUCUAAGACAGUGCAUGAGGAACUGACCAAGGCAAUGACUGUGAUCCUGAAGCCUUCAGCUGAUUUCCUCACAAGUAACAAACUGCUCAAGUAUUCGUGGUUUUUCUUUGAAGCCCUGGUCAAAUCUAUGGCCCAGUAUCUUAUAGAGAGCUGCAAGGUGAAGUUGUCAAGGAACCAGCGAUUUUCUGCUUCUUUCCACCAUACCGUGGAGACCCUGGUUAAUAUGCUGAUGCCUCACAUUUCACACAAGUACAAGGACAAUCUGGAGGCAGCAAGGAAUGCAAACCACAGUCUUGCUGUCUUUGUUAAGCACUGUUUUACAUUUAUGGACAGAGGAUUUGUCUUCAAGCAGAUCAACAACUACAUAAGUUGUUUUAGUCCUGGAGAACCAAAGACGCUCUUUGAAUUCAAGUUUGAGUUUCUGCGCGUGGUGUGUAACCAUGAACACUACAUUCCUCUGAACCUGCCUAUGCCAUUCGGGAAGGGAAGGAUUCAGCGAUUUCAAGCUUUUCUUUCACCAAACGUGGAGUCACAUGAUACUCCAGUAGACCUCCAGCUUGACUACUCCCUAACAGAUGACUUCUGUAGAAACCAUUUCUUGGUGGGCCUGCUCCUAAGGGAGGUGGGGAGUGCUCUUCAAGAGUUCAGAGAGAUUCGGCAGAUCUCAAUCAGUGUGCUCAAGAACCUAAUGGUGAAGCAUGCAUUCGAUGACAGAUAUGCUUCAAAGAGCCAACAGGCUAGAACAGCCACACUGUAUUUGCCACUAUUCAGCUUGCUGCUGGAGAAUGUGCACCGACUCAAUGUGAAGGAUGUCUCCCCUUUCCCAGUGAACCAUUCCAACAAUAACGCAAGAGAUGACUCUCUUCUGGGGAACCCCACGAUGACACCUCAAAAGCCAGGCAACGGCAUGGACAACAGUCUGCACAAGGAUGUGUUUGGUGUCAUCUCAGGCACAGCUUCUCCUCACGCCUCAUCUACUCCGAACAUCAAUUCUGUGCGGCACGCUGACUCCCGGGGCUCUCUAAUUAGUACAGACUCUGGCAACAGCCUACCUGACAAGAACUGCGAUAAGACCAACUCCUUGGAUAAGAACCAGCAGGGUGCGGCGCUAGGAGGCUCUGUUGUUCGCUGUGACAAACUGGAUCAGUCAGAGAUCAAGAGCCUGCUAAUGUGUUUUCUUCAUGUGCUAAAGAGCAUGUCAGAAGAUGCUCUCUUUACAUAUUGGAACAAGGCAUCGCCAGCAGAGCUUAUGGAUUUUUUCACUUUAACAGAAGUGUGUCUUCAUCAAUUUAGAUACAUGGGGAAAAGAUACAUUGCAAGGAACCAGGAGGGGGUGGGACCCAUAGCACAUGAUCGGAAAUCUCAGACUUUGCCUGUGUCCCGUAACAGAGCAGGAAUGAUGCAUGCCAGAUUACAGCAGCUCAGCAGCCUGGAUAACUCUUUCACUUUUAACCACAGCUACAGCCAUUCGGAUGCAGAUGUCCUUCACCAGUCAUUGCUGGAAGCCAACAUUGCCACAGAAGUAUGCUUCACUGUACUGGAUACAUUGAGUAUAUUCACUGUGGUAUUCAAGCCUCAGUUGUGUGCUGACCAUGGUCAUAACCCACUUAUGAAGAAGGUUUUUGACGUCCACUUGUGCUUCCUUCGAAUCAAUCAGUCAGAAAUGGCACUUAAGCAGGUCUUUAUUUCAUUGCGGACAUUUAUUUACAAGUUUCCAUGCACAUUCUUUGAAGGCCGGGCAGACAUGUGCGCUGCCUUUUGCUAUGAGAUCCUCAAGUGCUGUAACUCCAAGCUGAGCUCAAUCCGAAGUGACGCUGCCCACCUCCUCUACUUCCUCAUGAAAAGCAACUUCGACUACACAGGAAGAAAGUCUUUUGUUCGAACGCACCUCCAGGUGGUUAUUGCAGUGAGCCAGUUGAUAGCUGAUGUGAUUGGUAUUGGAGGAACCAGGUUCCAGCACUCUCUGUCCAUCAUUAACAACUGUGCCAACAAUGACAAAACAAUUAAGAACACAGCCUUCCCUUCUGACGUGAAAGACUUGACAAAGCGAAUCCGGACAGUGCUGAUGGCAACGGCCCAAAUGAAAGAACAUGAGAACGACCCAGAGAUGCUGGUGGAUCUGCAGUACAGUCUGGCAAAGUCAUACGCCAGCACCCCCGAGCUGAGGAAGACCUGGCUGGACAGCAUGGCACGAAUUCACGUCAAAAACGGAGACCUGUCUGAGGCAGCGAUGUGUUACGUACAUGUGGCGGCACUUGUGGCCGAGUAUCUUAGAAGAAAAGGCAUGUUUAAACAGGGCUGCUCAGCCUUUCGAGUGAUCACACCCAACAUUGAUGAAGAAGUCUCUAUGAUGGAGGAUGUCGGCAUGCAGGAUGUUCAUUUCAAUGAGGAUGUGCUGAUGGAGUUGCUGGAGCAGUGUGCAGAUGGGCUGUGGAAAGCUGAGCGCUAUGAACUAAUAGCUGAUAUUUACAAGCUCAUCAUCCCCAUCUAUGAGAAACGCAGAGAUUUUGAGAAACUUGCCCACUUGUAUGACACGCUGCACCGUGCUUACAGUAAAGUGACAGAGGUUAUCCACACAGGAAAAAGGCUUUUGGGAACAUACUUCCGAGUUGCCUUUUUUGGGCAGCAGUACCAGUUUACUGACAGUGAGACAGAUGUGGAGGGAUUCUUUGAGGAUGAGGAUGGCAAGGAGUACAUUUAUAAAGAACCCAAAUUCACACCCCUGUCUGAGAUCUCCCAAAGACUGCUUAAACUCUACUCAGACAAGUUUGGCCCAGAGAAUGUCAAAAUAAUCCAAGAUUCUGGGAAGGUUAACCCGAAAGACUUGGAUUCAAAAUUUGCAUACAUUCAAGUCACCCACGUGACUCCUUUCCUUGAAGAGAAAGAGCUGGUUGACAGGAAGACGGAUUUUGAGAAGAGCCACAACAUCCGGCGUUUUGUGUUUGAGAUGCCCUUCACAGGAUCGGGGAAGAAACGAGGCGGUGUGGAAGAGCAGUGCAAAAGGAGGACCAUCCUGACGACUACGCAUUGUUUCCCGUAUGUAAAGAAGAGGAUAGCUGUCAUGUACCAGCACCACACAGAUCUGAACCCCAUUGAGGUGGCUAUCGAUGAAAUGAGUAAGAAGGUGGCAGAGCUGAGGCAGCUGUGUUCCUCUCCUGAUGUUGACAUGAUCAAACUACAGCUGAAGCUCCAGGGUAGUGUGAGUGUGCAGGUAAAUGUCGGCCCAUUGGCGUAUGCAAGAGCUUUCCUAGAUGACGCCAGUAUAAAGAGAUUCCCUGAUAAUAAAGUGAAGCAGCUAAAGGAGGUAUUUAGACAAUUUGUGGAGGCCAGUGGUCAUGGUUUAGGGAUAAAUGAAAGGCUAAUUAAAGAAGAUCAGUUGGAAUAUCAGGAAGAAAUGAAGGCCAACUACAGAGAGAUGGCAAGAGAGCUUUCAGAAAUCAUGCACGAACAGAUUUCUCCCGUUGAAGAUGGGAUGAAGAGCAGCGUGAUGCCGAACUCGCUUCAUAUCUUCAAUGCCAUCAGUGGAACUCCAAGCAGCACCACCGUCCAUGGGAUCCCCAGCAGCUCUUCAGUCGUGUGACAGCAACAUGCAACCUGCAAAGCAGAAAGAGACAUUUCUAUUUAAGAAUUUUUUUUUUUUUUUUAGGUUAUUGCUUGCACACUCAGGAUUUCUCUAAGGCUGAAUAUUGGGCAUGUGCAAGCAGGUAGGUCUGGUGAAACCAAAAAGGUAUUUGGAGCCCAACCUCCUGUGUACCAUGUCUUAAUUAGGAAUAGAGUAUAUGUCUUGUAAAGAGGACCUAAUGGAUAUUUUUAUGCCAGUUUACACAAAUCUAUAUUAUUCUUUACAUAAGUAUUAACAUUAGGUUAAUCAAGUAGGUUUGCUGGACAAGGAGAAGAAGGGUGUAAAAAAGCAACAAAAAAAGGAUAUUUUGAAAGCAUAUUUGAAACUUACUUCUUAUUUGAAAGCUAUUCUGUAUAUUUUACAUAUUAAACUGUAACUGUAUUGUGUUCUUGUGUAGUGUUUCCUGUGGAGACUUCAGAAUGUGGAUUUUAAGCAACAAGAACACUUUAUGCAUGUAAUUAGUCACCUUGUUCUAGCAUAUUGGGAAAUUAUUUUGUAUUAAUGGGCCUAAAAAUCUUGUCCAUACUUUUUGUAUGUAUCCAAGUGUAUUAAACAUGUCUGCUCUAGAAUUGGAUAGUUAGCUUUGGAGGAUGUAUUAAUGAACAUUUAUUGCACAAUGUGUAUUGGUCUUUACGUAAUGUUCAUUGGUACGUUCCAAACUUAACGUACAUGAAGAUGAAUUAUAUUUCUACAUAAAAAGUUGUCCUAUUUUAAAGUAUCUUCCCAUACAAGUUUGUCUUCUGCUUUAAACACUAAUUGUCUUAAGACACAUGUAUAACAUGCUAGAUCAAAAGCUGUGUUUAUUCUUGUAUAUAAACAAGUGCAAUAUUCAUCUUUUAGCAAGGUGUCUUUGCAAUAUUUGGUUCACACACUGUAAUGAUAACGUUCCUCCUUUUGCCAAAGUGAUGGAGUAUGUAACCAGUGACAGUGCAUACUGUGGAAAUGGUUGUUGUAAUUUAAAGCUUUUACCAUUUAAAUGUACUUUUAAAACCAUUAAUUAAAUAAUUUUAUAUUUGGGAAGUAAGGUUUUUUUUUUUUUUAAUUAUUAUUUAACUGAAAAGAACUGUUUUACUGUAUUUAAAUUAUAAUGUUCCCUAAUGCAUUUAUUUUAAUUAAAUCACUAAUUUCUCUGGA
This is a messenger RNA of Acipenser ruthenus (sterlet), 8029 nucleotides long. RefSeq names its product dedicator of cytokinesis protein 9-like. Bases 455 to 6853 code for a protein of 2132 amino acids. The transcript is spliced from 55 exons. The record is from RefSeq and is a predicted model, not a curated record. Gene Ontology annotation, biological process: positive regulation of GTPase activity; small GTPase-mediated signal transduction. Gene Ontology annotation, molecular function: guanyl-nucleotide exchange factor activity. NCBI's taxonomy places the organism in Eukaryota, Metazoa, Chordata, Actinopteri, Acipenseriformes, Acipenseridae.